ACAUGACUCUGCUCUGCUAUGCUCUGUUCUGUUCUGUUCCCUGAUUUCUUUCUCAACCGUUUUCAGCCCCUGAAAAGAGAAAAAAAUGAACUCGCAAUAAAUAAAAUCAUUCAAAUAAAAAGCCUACAUUUAUUAAUUCUCGGCCUCUCUCUUUAUUUUUAUUUUUAUUUUUAUUUUUAUUUUUAUUUUCUGUGGCCGGGACCUCCUCGCCCUUCCUCCUCCCUCUAUAUAGAGCCUUUGGCUCUUCCCCAUCUCUCACUCACUACGCUCUGUACUCCUCUGCGUCCCACAAUCUCAUGUGUCCCUGGUUUAUCAGAAGUUUUUGCUGAUAAAUCAUACCAACAUUGCCAUUUUCCUCCAAAAAUUGUUCAGUUUUUUGCUAAUGUGCUGAGCAUUGAGUAGAUCUCAGUGUUCCUGCAUUUGGGUUCUUUUUAUUUUCUGAACCCCUUUGUGUUUGAAUUUCGUUUAUUUUUUGUUUGCUUGGGUAUGGAGAAGCUUGGGAGGCUUGUUACCAUGAUUCCUCUGUUUUUGCUUCUUUGUGUGCCUUUUGCUUUCGGCGGUCAUGACUAUGGCCAGGCUCUGAGCAAGAGCAUUCUCUUUUUCGAGGCUCAGAGAUCUGGGUACCUUCCCUCAAAUCAGAGAGUCACAUGGAGGAGCAAUUCUGGUUUGAACGAUGGGAAAGCCAGCGGGGUGGAUCUGGUGGGAGGAUACUACGAUGCCGGGGACAAUGUGAAGUUCGGGCUCCCCAUGGCCUUCACAGUCACCAUGAUGUCCUGGAGCAUAGUGGAGUAUGGAAGGCAAAUGGCUUCCAGUGGAGAGCUUGGGCACGCCAUGGAUGCUGUCAAGUGGGGCACCGACUACCUCAUCAAAGCCCAUCCAGAGCCCUACGUCCUCUAUGGAGAGGUCGGAGAUGGGAACACCGACCACUACUGCUGGCAGCGGCCGGAGGACAUGACGACCAAUCGAAAGGCUUACAAGAUCGAUCCGAGCAAUCCCGGGUCGGACCUCGCCGGAGAAACCGCCGCUGCCAUGGCCGCCGCCUCCAUGGUCUUCCGCCACUCUAACCCUGCUUACGCCAACGAGCUUCUCGUCCACGCUCACCAGCUCUUCGAGUUCGCGGACAAAUUCAGGGGCAAAUACGACAGCAGCAUUACGGUGGCGCAGAAGUACUAUAAAUCCGUCAGUGGAUACGCCGACGAGUUGCUGUGGGCAGCUGCGUGGUUGUACCAAGCAACCAACGACGGGUACUACUUGAGUUACCUCGCAAACAACGCUGACUCACUGGGUGGAACCGGCUGGGACAUGAACGAGUUCGGAUGGGAUGUCAAGUAUGCUGGGGUUCAAGUUCUUGUGUCCAAGUUCCUAAUGCAAGGGAAAGCAGGGCAGUAUGCAUCAGUUUUUGAGGAGUACCAAUCCCAGGCAGAAUCCUUCAUGUGCUCGUGCCUUGGGAAGGGCACAAAGAAUGUUAAGAUGACUCCGGGAGGACUCAUUUACCGGCAGUCGUGGAACAACCUGCAGUUUGUGACGAGCGCCUCUUUCCUCCUUGCAGUCUACUCCGAUUAUCUAACUUCUUCCAAGAAGAUGCAAGCACGGUGUGCUGCUGGAACUGUCACAGCCCCCGAGCUUCUGUCCUUUGCAAAAUCUCAGGUGGACUACAUUCUUGGGGACAACCCGCGAGGUACAAGUUACAUGGUGGGGUAUGGAAGUAACUACCCUCAACAGGUUCACCACCGGGCGAGCUCGAUUGUCUCCAUUAAGGUUGAUUCAUCAUUUGUGACCUGCCGGGGAGGGUAUGCCACUUGGUUUAGCAGGAAAGCUAGCGACCCGAAUCUCCUCACUGGUGCCAUUGUUGGUGGCCCUGAUGGCUAUGACAAUUUUGCUGAUCAAAGGGACAACUAUGAGCAAACAGAGCCCGCUACCUACAACAAUGCUCCUCUUCUAGGCAUAUUGGCAAGAUUAAGCAGUGGUCGAGGAGGCUUCAAUCAGGUCCUCCCAGUGGCUCCCCAGCAACCCAAGACUACUCCUCCUCCUACUACUCCAGUUUCAUCUUCUUCUCCAGUUGAGAUUGAGCAGAAGGUCACAGCUUCAUGGAAUGCCAAGGGGAAAACCUACCACAGAUACUCCACAAUAGUGACCAACAAGUCCACACAGACUUUGAAGGAUCUUAACUUAUCAAUUAACAAGCUUUGGGGUCCUUUGUGGGGUCUCAAAAAGUCUGGUGCCAAUUCGUAUGCUCUUCCCUCGUGGGUCAGUUCUCUACCUGCUGGCAAAAGCAUCGAGUUCGUUUACAUCCAUUCUGCUUCUCCAGCAGAUGUCUCGGUCUCGCACUACACUCUGGUCUGAGACAAGGAGAAACUUGGUUAUACGAGGUGAAAGAUCGAUGUUUGCAUCAUUUUCUGGGGUUGUAAUUUAUGAAUUGUGCAGCUUAUACAAAGUGCAGUCCAGGAAGGUCUUUUUUAUUUUUCCUGAAGUUUGUUCUUGUUAAUUUGGCAGCUAAGUAGGGUUUUAGACAAAGGUAAAUAAGAAAAGAUUGAAGGUUGGAGGAAGAAAGGAGUGAAGGGACAAUUAAAAAGGAAGUGCUCAUCCUCUUUCUCCUCCAUAUUAUUAGUUGCAUAGAGAGAUUGGAGAAGAGGGAGAUAGUGAAUGUGUUGAGAAGGAAAGCAGUUCUCAACACAAUCCAACGAGUCUUUGUUUCUUUUUUCUGUAUUCAAUGUUAAUUUCAAACCAACUUUGGAAGCUUCUUUUUGGUUGUGAUGUUGUAAGCUUUGCAGCAGUUCUUGUUUCUCAUAUAAUAUAUAGCUGGUUGAAUUAA
This is a messenger RNA of Malania oleifera, 2812 nucleotides long. RefSeq names its product endoglucanase 6. The coding region runs from base 487 to 2343 and encodes 618 amino acids. The transcript is spliced from 9 exons. The record is from RefSeq and is a predicted model, not a curated record. Gene Ontology annotation, molecular function: hydrolase activity, hydrolyzing O-glycosyl compounds; carbohydrate binding. Gene Ontology annotation, biological process: carbohydrate metabolic process. NCBI's taxonomy places the organism in Eukaryota, Viridiplantae, Streptophyta, Magnoliopsida, Santalales, Ximeniaceae.